AUGGCAGAACUACUGUUUCCCGCAUACGAAAGCCUCUCCUUUUCGGAUGCGCCCUUUAGAUACUCUUCAAAACUGGUCUUCACUGGCGAUAUCUGCGUAGAGCCGCACUGUCCAUCAUAUUUCUGGUGCUCGCAACGAGCAGAAAUUCGUUACUACGACAGGAGAAGCUCAAACCAAGAGCCUUGGGCUGAUUUAAAUUCGUAUCGCUCCGACUUAAUCGACACAGGUUUUUCGAUAUCUCCAACCAUCCUCGCGGGCUCAACAUAUUCUAGUGAAAUCUUUCACGAACACCUCCGCCUAUUAGAAGUUAACGAAACAGAUAUUGUAGAACCGAUGCUUCUGCACCCCAAUUGCCCCGUAAGGAACAUUUUCGUAUCCGAGGAUGAGACCACCUGCAUAACGCCUCCAACAUUUAUCUUUCCCAAUGAAACACCAUAUAUGGUGACUGAGCCACUGAGCGAUUUGCCUCUAUUCUAUAAUGACCUUGGCAACCCGCACGGGAAAAUACGCCUUAAGACGGGAAACGCGAGGAGAUCAUCUCGAUACAGCAAAGGUGUAGCUAGCCCUUGUCAGGUUUUGAUUGAGUUAUCUCAGCGUUGGAACGAACUAGGAUUGCCGGGUUCUUCUCCACAUCAGUCAUCACCAGAAGAAAUGACCCGGCACCCAAAACAUUGGGAAGAUUUUAAUGAUGCACAACUUAUGAGGUUGUUUCUCGCCUAA
Messenger RNA from Lindgomyces ingoldianus, 720 nucleotides. RefSeq lists its product as uncharacterized. The transcript is spliced from 5 exons. Lineage: Eukaryota; Fungi; Ascomycota; Dothideomycetes; Pleosporales; Lindgomycetaceae. Bases 1 to 720 code for a protein of 239 amino acids. The record is from RefSeq and is a predicted model, not a curated record.